Protopolystoma xenopodis is the source of this 765-nucleotide messenger RNA. The record is from the annotation of a GenBank genome assembly. NCBI's taxonomy places the organism in Eukaryota, Metazoa, Platyhelminthes, Monogenea, Polystomatidea, Polystomatidae.
AUGAUGAUAAUGAUGGUAGACGCUCAACGAUCACUUACUCUUGUUGAAGAUAAUGUUAUGAACAAUAAUAAUAUGUCAUCAUUAUGCUCUGAUAACACCAAUCUUGUACAUGAAUUAAUUUCUUCACGUCAGAUAGUCGACUUUGAAGGUCCAUAUAGGGUUCUUGACGGAUCAAACAUAGCUAUGCAAAAAAUGAACUGUUCGACUUUGGCUGCUUAUUGCCGUUGGUCAAGUGGUCUCGAUAGACUGUUGGAGGAUUCAGAUGGAAUUGUACUUUUUCACAAAUUUCUUUCUUCUAAGCAUUCCUUAGGUCAUUUGCUUGACUUUUGGUUCGCAUGUAAAGGCUUUCGCUCUAAUAUAGACCCAAAUGAUUCAGCUAAGCUCUUUCAAGUUGCAAAGAUUAUUUACAGGAAAUACUUACGGUCAGAAUCUAUUUGUGCAGUUCCAGUAUCUUCUUCAACUAAGCGCUCUAUCGUUGAACAAAUGUCUCUUUUAUCAAGUGGUAAAGGUAAAUAUCGCAUCAACCGGAGCCUAUUUGAUACGGCGCAAGCGGAUACUAAGUCACUACUAGUUCAGAAAUACUACCCGGAAUUUAUUCAAUCGACCGAGCUUUGGCAUUCUAUAUCUAAUUCGAAUAAAUCUCAAGAUAAAUUAUCAAGUCUCUCCAUGGGCCAAACGUUGUGGAAGGAUCAGCAAGAUCUGCUUUCGGAUCAUACAUCUUCGACAUCACGAAAUGUAAACAACCCAUGGCAGCAAAGCAUGUAA